GUCGUCAUCUCCUCAAGACAAACGAACGGAGCAACAGUUGGAAGAAGAGACGAGUGGUCUCAAGAGAAGUCAUGCAAAGAAAACACUCGUCCACAGUGUCUGCGGGGCUGCUCGCGUCUGUCCACUAGGCGACUAAAGUGAAACAGAAGCGACGUUGGAGGUACAGCUGUUGUCGUAAGAUGAAUUUCUCUGAGGUCUUCAAGCAAUCCAACCAACUUUGUAAAGUUUCGCCUGAUGGGAAGUAUUUGGCUACCUGUGUGCAGUACAGGCUGGUGGUGCGAGAUGUGAGCACCCUGCAGAUCCUGCAGCUCUACACCUGCCUGGACCAGAUAUCCCACAUGGACUGGUCUUCUGACUCUCUCUUUGUGCUCUGCGCUAUGUACAAGAGAGGACUGGUACAGGUAUGGUCUCUUGAACAGCCGGACUGGCACUGUAAGAUUGAUGAGGGCUCAAUCGGACUGGUCUCCUCUCGCUGGAGUCCAGACGGACGUCACAUUCUCAACACCACUGAGUUCCAUCUGAGAGUCACCGUCUGGUCCCUGUGCACUAAAGCUGUGUCUUACAUCAAAUAUCCCAAAGCAUGUCAGAAGGGUAUAGAUUUUAGUCAAGAUGGCUGCUAUAUGGCCUUGGCUGAACGCCGUGACUGCAAAGACUAUGUUAGUGUUUUUGUGUGUGACGACUGGCAUUUACUCAGGCAUUUUGAGACUGAGACGCAGGACCUGGCAGGGUUGGAGUGGUCUCCCAAUGGCUGUGUGCUGGCAGUGUGGGACAGCUGUCUGGAGUAUAAAGUGUUGCUGUAUUCUCUGGAUGGCCGGUUGCUGUCGAUGUACAGUGCCUAUGAGUGGUCUCUGGGUGUCAAAUCGGUGACCUGGAGCCCAAGCAGCCAGUUCUUGGCCAUCGGCAGCUAUGAUGAAAAGGUGCGCAUCCUCAAUCACAUCACAUGGAAGAAAAUCACACAGUUUGACCACCCUGCAACCAUCAACAGUACCAAAGCUGUUGUGUAUAAGGAAGUGGAGAGAAGGCAAGCCUCUGGCAGUGGCGACCUAUCGAUACACAACAUCACAAUUGGCACCACUCUCUUUAACACCCAGAGCAAAUAUGAGAUCUGCCCACUGCCAGUCCAGAUUCCUGUGGUCAAACCAGACCCAGACCGAGCCAACCCCAAGAUUGGUGUCUCUAGCUUGGCAUUCAGCUCAGACAGUCGCUAUCUAGCUACUAAAAAUGACAAUAUGGCCACGGUUGUCUGGGUCUGGGACAUGCAGAGGAUGAGCCUGGUGGCUGUGCUUGAGCAGACAUCAUCCGUGCGCUGCUUUCAGUGGGACCCCCGACGCCCCCGGCUGGCUCUGUGUACAGCCAACACCAAGCUCUAUCUCUGGUCGCCAUCGGGCUGCGUUUCAGUGCAAGUCCCCACCGAAGGUGGUUUCCAGGUCCAGUCACUAAGCUGGCACUGCAGUGGAGACUCUCUGAUCCUGCUUGGAAAGGAGCAGCUGUGUUUGUGCUACAUGGACACUGAACAGGAAGACAACUCAGCUUCAAACAGAGUCUGACAAUGAAAUUAUUCCUCUCGGGGAACAAACUGAAUACCGGGCAGGGGAAACUGCAGAUGUCUCUUCUCACAAACCAGCCUGCCCACAAGACAUCCCUGCUGUGCUGCGAGAGAUGAGCACCAUGUUGGCUGAACAGAGGGUGGAGCUGAGGCACUUACAGCAAGAGAAUGAAGCACAAGCAGCAAAGCUGAGAGAACUGGAUUUGCAAAAGAAGCAACAGGUCCUAGAACUGGAUUUGCAAAAGACUCAGCUGGACAAGUUGAAGCAACAGGUCCAAGGCAGGAGAAGUGACAACCAUUAAAGGCAGGACAAACGUGACAGAAAAGCAGGUGGAGGUUCUGAGGAGAGAGACAGAAGUCAAACGGGUUGCCUUCUCAGCCUCUCUGUUGGCUUCAGGCGGUGGACUCCUCGGACCAUUUAAUACAUUCAUUCCUCUGGUUUUCUGACAUUGUUUUUUGGAAACGCCUACAACCCACACACAGGUUUUUUUAUUGCCCCAGUGACAGGAGCCUUCCCUUAUUUCUACUCUAACCAGUCGUGUCUUGUGUGGCCUUACCUGACCCCAACUUUACCCCAACCCUAACCAGUUAUCUCUCUAUCCGGAGUUAUUUGGGCACAUGUGGGUCAGUGGAAACAAGUUGAGAAUGCAAUUCUCAUCACGUAAUUGCCUAUUCAGAAGUUACAGAGCAGCAUUAUCAUUCAUUCAUUGUGUUUCUAUCCAAGUGAUGAAUGCAAGUCUAAUAUUUUGUUUGCAUUUAGCACAGUUUUAAGUCUCUGCUGACCAACUCCAGAGGUAAAUAUGUUGCUCCUUAGCCCCUAAUAUCUCCACUACUGUAGAUAUUUGUGUCAAAAUAGAUUUGUAGUCACUUUAACCCUCCUGUACAAAUGUGACCCCUGAAACUGACAUGAGCCCCUUACCUUAAACAUCUCACCUAAACGCCAAACCCUUAACCUAACAGUCUUAACCCUUAAGUUGGGUUAAGACUCAAGUUGUGAGGACCGGACAAAAAGGCCUCACUUACCCAAAUCCCAAAAUGUAUACUCACUCUGUAAGGUCAGAAACCCAAACUGAUCCUCACGAAAGACACGUACAGUUGUGUCUCCAUGACUUCACAGGACAUGUGAGGACACUAGCUGUUUGCCGGACGGGAGGGGGCGAUGGGAGGGGGUGCAGCGGGACCACGUCCAGUCCACUGAUCAUUCUCAUGGACUUACAGUUCAUGAAUACACAGUGGACUUCUCAUUUAAAAAGCACACAGGUUUUAUUGCAUAUCAAUUUCAUGUAUAAAUUCUUCAUAGCAUUGGAAAGAUUACAUUUGGUAUACAUUGCUAUUCUACAGAAUUAUCAUCAGUCAUCUUUUCAAUGAAAUUUCUCUAAAGUACAUCUUCAAUAAUCACAAGCAUCAAAAGAACUGAAAUUUUCAGAAUUGUUCAAUAUUAUUCUACAAUCCUUUAUUUGUUUUUCAUUAUGUCUUCUCCCACAAGUCUUUACUAUGUCUUUCAGAGCCGCCUGCCCAAACAUCUGUAAGGCAGUCAAGAACUUGAAGUCAAACCUACUAACCUAACCACAUGUACAAUAAGUGCAUCUACGGAUUUAUUUUUUUCUUUCCUUUUUUUUUCUUGUUUUUUGAUUUGAUACACAUUUCACAAAUGGACAUCAUUAUGACUGCUAAACACGUCAUGCACAAUAUCUUUUUUUUGUUUGUUUUCAAUAAACAUAACAGAGGCGAUAUACAACCCAGAUUCAAACAAAACAAGCACCAUCCAUUUAAACCCAUAUUUUUCAAUGAUUUUUUUUCUCUUCAGACAAAUGCACCAUUGUUUUUCAUUCUUUAGAAUACUAUACAGUCAAAAAGAAACAAUAUGUAUAUUUUUUUUUACUUUUACUGUAACAGUGGGGGGGAAACAGCAACCAUGUUCUAUUAUGCUGAAAUAUAUUUCAGCGACCAUCUGCCAGAAUACUUUCUGAAGUUGGCAAAAUGGAAUACUUCAAUGCCUUCAAUUCCUUUGCGUUACACAGCGCGUGCUUAUUACAGUAGUCCAUGACAUGAAUUAUUACAUCUAGUCAACCUAAAAACUUAGCGACCCAAGUCUUUACAUUUUAUAACCACAAGUUGGAAAACAAUGUGUUUACCAUGAAUGACAUCUCAUUCAGUAGAAUUAUUUAAAAAAGAAAGACUCCUGUCAUAUAGAAAAAUGAGAUGAUGCAGCAGUCCUAGCAUCACACUACCACCUGCUGUCGUGAAGAAAUAUUACAGUGCUUCCGUUUCAGAUUUUUCUCAUUCUCCAUGUUGAGCACAAGUUGCUCUUCUAAUGAAAGUGAAACUAGUCUGAAAAUUGAUCCGUGUUCUAAGCUCCAGAGACAUAAGCCUGAUCAGUUAAUGGCUUGGACCCACGUGGUUUAAGUGCUAGUUUGACAAAUACAGCAUCAGGCCAAGUUCUCAAAGUCCCAGGAUGCAGGAAGGGCCAAGGCAACAAUGACCAACAAUACUCAACCCCCUGCAGCUAUCUACAGUUAUCUACAGUAAAUGACCCAUGACCUCCAUGGUACAGUUACCUUGUGGACCACAUGGAAUGACUUUUUUAGUAUGAUCUCAGAAUGUACAGGGAAUAUACUGCAAAGUUAAACUCAUGAUCAAGUUCCUGUUUUCCCCAUCUAGACUCAAUGGAACAAUUUGUUUUAAAUGUUGUUGGGACUGACCAGCAGAAAUAUCAUUUUAAUACUACAAUAUCUGAGGUUUAGUCUACUCUCUCUCUCCAGAUGUUCAUACAGAUGUGACUUUUGGACCAUGUACUAUAGGACAUGUGAUUUUUCAAAACAUUAUUUGUUGGAUACACUUAAUCUAUCAAAUGUAAAAACAGAGGGCGCUCGACAUGAUAAACACAAGUCGGAUUCAAAAGUGUGACAACGUCUUUCAUUCAUGACAUCCAGAGUGAAAGUUGUCUAAGUCUGCCCCAGUCGAGACUGUAACCAAUUUGAACAAGACACAUUCGGGGCUAAAAUGGUUUAACUGAAAGAAGAAAAAACAAACACUGCAGGACGUUACAAUGCCAAUUAGGAUCUAAAAUUGACUACAGCUAUCUUUCACUAUAAAUAAACAGUUAAUUUUGUGGGUUCUUUCUAUUUUGGCACACUAACGCAUCAAACCCAGAGAUUCCGAAUCUCUCCCAUGGUCUGAUAGGCGCUCAUUCCUUCAGCAACAAGAAAAGAGGGAUUAAAUGACUUGCCUUCAUUUUCACUCCUCCAGUCAUGACAAAACAACCAGAAAUAAAUACAUACACACACUUCUGAAAUCAAAUAUAUAAGAGCGUAAUAAGAAAAAAAAACAACAACUAUGACAGCAAAUGAAAGCCCCUUGGACGUGAAAUGAUUGUCAGAGAACAAAACAUUUUCUAUGGGUUAUUUGGCACAUACCACUCUUGCUAUGAACAUCUAGGUUAUUUUGUACAUCAUAUGACAAUAUCAUACAAUUUUGGUCCUUCUCUAAAAAUAAUUAUAUUAACAAUUUAGCACUGUGGUGCCUACAAAGAAACAAUACUGUGGUGUCUAAGAGGAAAGUUAAGUAAAUAAAAUUAACAAAUGACGAUGAAAUAAACAAGCAGAGAGAGACUCACUCAAUUACUUCUUUUUUUUUGAGUGUGAUUUAAAUCCAUUUUCAGCAUGAUCAAAUUGGGUAACCAAUUACAAUGGCCAGUGUCCCAGAUAGCUCAUUAAAAUCACCAGUUGCUGUGCACAUUUGAACAUUGAACAUCAUUCUCCAUUUAAUCAUUCAAAAAUCAAAAAAAAAUAAUCAAGACAGUCUGCUGGAACUGUCAUUUCCUCAAGUAACAUUUAGUGUGGUGCCAUUGGUGAUUUUUGCACGUACAAUUGAAACGAGAUCAGUAAAUGAGUCGCCCAUGAUCGGUGGGGGAAAACCCGGAGACAAUAGUGCACGCGCCCACUACGCUCCCGGUGAAACGCCGCCACCCUGUGGACAUGCAGUGCUGAUGCAGUGCUGAUGCUGCAGUGCUUGUAGUAGGCCGUGUGCACAGACUUUAGAGACAUACUAGUCGUUAAGUGUCUUUGCGAGAGCCUUGCGCGGGGUCUCUGUGGUGCUGGAGUGAGCCUCGUGGACUUGGGGAGGAUCAGGUCAGAGGUCAGAGUUUCAAUGCUGUUGAGAAGCAUUCAUCAUGUCCUUCACAUCAACAGGAGCUUAGCAGUGCUUUCUCUUUGACAGAGUCUUGUGAGACCACCUCACCUAGGGACAAUCUCAACCCCCUCUUUUUCCACACACACACACACACACACACACACACACACACACACACACACACACACACACACACACACACACACACACACACACACACACACACACACACACACACACACACACACACACACACACACACACACACACACUUACUUCUCCGGGCCUCCACGUCCUCUCACUACUCACGUCCACUCAGUCACUAUAGUUUCUGUCCAUUUUACGAAACUUAUGUUCCUCCCACUCCCACCUCUUCUCUCUCUCUCUCUCUUCUCUCUCUCGUCUAGAUGUGGUUGAGCGGGUGAAAGCUGCUCGUCUCGGACGGUCCACCUCCCAUGCUCAGCCAAGCGUCCAGAGAGUUCUGGGAGGGCGCGUGCAAAGGGUUGUUCUCCGAGAGGGACAGCAUCAUUGCAUAAGCCUGCGUGAGAAGACGGGGUGACUUUUAGCACAGAGAAAACGGCAGCGCUCGAUGUAUUCAAACAUCACUUUCGGUGACAUCUCUUCACUCGUAUCCUGUGACCUGUCAAGACAUUUCUGGACACUUUGGACUUAUUACAACUCGGGUCUAUUUUCUGCAGCUCUGGCCGUCAUCUCAAAGAUUUUCUGUAGCAUGUUGCCACGUUCCAAGUUGCAGUCACCCGCAAUCCUCUCAUUAUAUCUUGACACUUUGCAUUGUAAAGAUGUUUUUAAAUUAGACUGGUCAAACUGAGGAUCUUAGAAAAGAUAAGAGCAGUUUACAGGGAAGAGGUUUGGAGGUCGAGAGAGAGGAAAGACAGGAGCGGGCAAGACAAGGUGCUUUCCACCGACAGUUUCAUGCACUGGAUUACCAAAUGUUUCUCCUAUUAAGCACCGGAAUCGAAUCCCUCAUCUCUGUAUUUACAUUUUGUGCCUCACGACCUUCUCGGCACACGUCUCUCCUGUCCCUCCCUUUUAGUUGACCUCCAAGAUCCAGUCACAUACCUGGGUUUUAGCCUGCCUGUACAAUGUCUCUUUCAAUGCCUCCGACUCUAGUGAAGUGUUAAAUAUGUCUUUCACGUCAAAGGGUUGCUCGUCGCUGGCUGCUUUACGUAACCCGUCCAGGCUCUUGGGAAAGCUGGGCAGACCCUCCAGGUCCAAGAGAGAGCCCUCCUCCUCUAUACACCUGGGCACCGAGGGAUUGAUGGGUGGCGGUCACGUGGCAAUGUGGCCGAUAGGUGGAUGGAAAGAUAGAUGUAGAGAUGGGAUAGAUGGAGAGUUAAUGCAAUGCAGAGGGCAAGGGAAAUGAAGGAAGGUAAAGGGAAAAAAGUGAAGAGAAAAGGGAGAGGUGUGGUUAAUAAAGGAGGAGAAGAAAAAAGGCGAGAGGAAUAGGAAAAGAAGCUGACCUAACGUUAGCAAUUACCUAAAAUUAACAGUUAUAUUGGGAAUCUGUGAAGGGGAUCUACAUGUCCAACCCAUGUUGUCUCUCUUCCUCACUACAGUGUGACAUCUCGUUUCGUUUGGCCGUUAGUUCGAAUAAAAGUUUGUGUCAGAAGGAGUUGAAUACCUGCGAGUGUGUUCAUAGCUCAUAGCCAGUGGAGCCGUCUCCGUCUCUUCCUCUUCCUCCUCCUCUUCAUACACUCCUGCUGUGACGGGGGACGGGGACUCGGGCGCCUCGUCGUGAGACUUCUCUGUCAGGCUGCCUUCCUCCUCCUCCUCGUCGUCGCCCUCCACUUCCUCUUCCUCUUCCUCCAGCCCCUGGAGCCCAAGCUUGGAGUUGGACAAGCUGUGGCUUGGUGGACGCUCCUCCUCAGCCGGAUCUGACCUACAGAGGGAUCAGAAUGGACGAUAUGUGUUCGUGAUGUUGGUGAGUGCUUCAGAAACCACUGCCCCCUGCUGUAUUAGUGACAUUUCAGUUUGUCCAGUCUGUAGUUCUGCAUGUUUCUUGUCAAAAAUCUCAGACAUUGUUACAAAAGGAUGGAAGAGAAAAAAAAAAGAAUUGCCAGGAUUUUUAUCUGUGAAAACAGGUCAUUGUUGUUGAUGUAAUUCUCCAUUUGGCCCGUAGAGGCUGGAGUGCACCAGCACCCGCUCUAAAUAGGACUAACAGCAUUCAUGUUUUUUUUCUGAAUGUACAUGCAUGUAUAUUGUGAUAUUGCUGUCAUUUCUUUCUUUCGGAUAGAAAUGUAUUUUUUUAGCAAAGUCUUUCCUGCUGGCUCUGGCAGGUGAGGUCAUUUUUUUUUCAGCGUGUUUUCACAGUUGGAAAAAAAAAUUUGUGAGAAAAAGUUGAAAAAUUAAAAAAAAAAACAAAGUUUGUUUAGCUUUUAGAAGAAUUGGUUAUGAGAAGUCUACUUUGUCAAAGGGGCCUAAGAGAAAAUAAACUAUAAAGCUGAAUCCCAGG
Molecule: messenger RNA, 8150 nt
Organism: Scophthalmus maximus (turbot)
Lineage: Eukaryota; Metazoa; Chordata; Actinopteri; Pleuronectiformes; Scophthalmidae
Gene: wrap73
Product: WD repeat containing, antisense to TP73
Exons: 19
Coding region: 180-1547 (455 amino acids)
Biological process (GO): protein localization to mitotic spindle pole body; mitotic sister chromatid segregation; microtubule anchoring at mitotic spindle pole body
Cellular component (GO): MWP complex; mitotic spindle; microtubule organizing center
Molecular function (GO): protein binding
Source: RefSeq, a predicted model, not a curated record